GUUGCGUGUGUUAGGAGGCGCGAGGCGAGGGCGCGAGUUCAGAUACAAAUUUCAAACUUUUGAUAACGGGCGGGACGGCGGGAUUCCUUCACUGGCGUGGGUGCUGCUAGCUUAGUCUGCCUAGUCAUUAAGGUGACGUUUUCGAAUCACGGGCCGCUUCUGUAAAUAUUUACUAUCAGACGACCAUGGCACCGACAGCAUCAAAACUUUCAUUGGUUGCCCAGUUCGACGAUUUCUGCAGAAGAGUCAUCACAACUGACACCACGACAGAAGAGCGUUUUUUAGAGUUUGUGAGAAACCAGGAAGAGUGUCGCAAGCGUUGGCAUACCUCAGCUGUCGAGAAUGUCGAGCUGAAAAAAGUUGUUGCGUCCCAGAGUGCAACCAUCAUGGAGCUCGAGAGAAAGCUGACCAAUACGAAACAAAUUUUGCAGAAGGAGAUUCGUCGGAGAGAAAAAUGUGAAGAAGAGAAAGACUCUAAACAGCGGCAGUUAGAGCUCAUCAGAGAAUUCAUCAUGAAUGACACAGAGCUCCGCGAUGAGACCAUCGAAAAACUUCCAUUUUUGAGGCCUGCUGUUGAAGACAAACAAGAUUACUCUGACAGGCUGGGCACCAUCGACGAAUCCAUUGGCUCUGCACUUUCUCCUUCUGGUGACGACUUGGAUAUCAGCAACGACAGUGGGCCUCGUAGGAGCUCCCGCUUGAGGGGACGAGGGAAGCGUCGAUCCAGUGCAGAGCGAAUUCUGGACGGCGGAUCGCCAAUCAAGAAAAAGUCCAAGGGCCGUGACGAAAAUGACUCAGCUUGUGCAAAUGUGAUUGCUACCACUACUGUCACGUUGAGAGAUGGAAAGGACCUUGUGGCAACCUCCAGAUUGUUCACUCAGCCUUUGACACCAGCCCCGAGUGCACCACCGCCACCUCCUCCUUCUGAAACUGCCCCAAUAACCGUCGUCACACCAAAAUUCACCAGUGGCUCUGCACCCAGCACUCCAGUCAGUCAGCGUCGCGGUGAUAAAGGCUUCGAAACUACAACACCAAAAAGGAGCUAUUCUGCUGGGAAGCUGCUGUCCAGAAUGCAUACUUUUUGCCCCAAGACUGUCAUCAAGUCUGAGAGCUGUGGUCCGUGUGGUAAACGCAUCAAGUUCUACAAGACUGCCUACAAGUGCAACCGCUGUCGCUCAGUCUGCCAUGUUGAAUGCAAAGAUCAGGUGCCCUUGCCUUGCAUUCCGGCCAGCCAGACACCUACACAAGGUGGAACUGCAGGCCGCCGCGGCACAAUAAUCUCUGAUUAUGUGACACCUACACCACCAAUGGUACCUGCUCUUGUUAUCCAUUGCAUACAAGAGGUGGAAAGACGAGGACUGCAAGAUGUAGGACUUUAUCGGAUACCUGGGGCAGAAAGAGAAGUACGUGAACUGAGACAGCAGUUUGAACGAGGCAAGGGUGUGCCCAACAUGUCCAAGGCUGACAUCCAUGCUGUGUGUGGUGUCCUAAAGGAUUUCCUACGGUCGCUACGUGAAACUCUCAUCGUCAAGUCUCUUUGGAAGACGUUCGUUGAUGCAGCACAGCUGGAUGAUGGAGACCGCAUAUGGGCCACGUGGCAGGCAGUAACACAACUGCCGCAGCCAAACAGAGACACACUGGCUGCGCUGGUACUGCAUCUGCAGAAUGUGGCCAGCCAUCACGAGACCAAGAUGCCCAUCAGCAACUUGGCACGUGUUUUCGGACCAACUAUUGUAGGAUUUUCUGCAAAUGACAUGACCGCAGUGCCCAACUUGCUGGCAGAGACUGAGCAGCAGGCACAGGUGAUGGAAGCCCUCAUGAGCGUGCCCGCAGACUAUUGGGAACAACUGUUGGAUGUGGACACUGAUGAGGAUAUUGGCACCCCUGAGAUAAGAGCUGCACCAGGAAGCACAUUGCUUGGUCCAAUCUACGGUUCUGUUGGUAGAAAGAACUCUCGAACGACACCGAAAAGACCAACACCAGCUAGUUGCAGUAGACUUGGUAGUAGCGCAAGUGCCAAAAACCAGAGGAAUCUUGCCAAAGGGAGUUCAUCAGGGCCAAAGAGGAUCAAUUUUUAUUCACCCAUCAUGAAAUGACCUGGGCACCCCAAAAGCCUGCAUUGUUUUUACUCUCCUCUUGUGAAAUGACCCCGGCACCUCCAACGCCUGCAUUAUUCACUGUGUAUUAUGACCAAUGCUGUGAAUCCCUGGCUUUGCUUCACAUGCAACAUGGCAUCAACCAUUUUGUUCACAUUAUUAAGCUCUUGUUGGAACUUGGUUGUGCCUUUUUACAUUUGCUUUCUUCAGUGUGAUAUGUAUUAGUAUUUUAUUAAGUAAUGCUCAGUUUAAUGCUUUGUCAAUUAAUGCAAAGAGGCUGUAAAAAACUGGGCUAUAAGUGCAUGUCUUGCCAUGUAUUAACAUAAUGAGCAUGCUACUGAAGGAAAGGCAGCACUAUUGAAUUUUAAUUUGCAUGGCAUGUUCUGUGGCGUUGGAUAUGAUUAUCGCAUGGCUUAUGUUUGUCUUUCAGCAUUAAAGCUCAUACUGUCAGGACAGUUUAUGUGAAACUAUUUUAUAUUAAUUACAAGGGUAAUCUACGUCAAUCCACGCAUAAGAGAUUUAUGCAAGUUUUUAGCUCUGUACCAAUUCAGCCACUGUUGAAUGAUGGGAAGCUCAUUAGUCUUGAUUUUUCUGCAAAUGUUCUGAUCGCCAAGACCUUUGUAUGGAAGAAUCCAUUUCAUUCUCCAUUCUUUUUGCCACGUGUAACAGCACAUGUUCAAAAAUAAGUGAAUAGUCUCAGAACAUGAUCUCCAGUCUGUCAACAUGAGUGCAAGAAACUACCUGUUUUAUCUGAGUUUCCAAUAAAAGUUUCAUUUCU
Messenger RNA from Rhipicephalus sanguineus (brown dog tick), 2874 nucleotides. Its product is annotated as rac GTPase-activating protein 1. The record is from RefSeq and is a predicted model, not a curated record. Gene Ontology annotation, biological process: signal transduction. The transcript has 16 exons. Lineage: Eukaryota; Metazoa; Arthropoda; Arachnida; Ixodida; Ixodidae. The coding region runs from base 186 to 2096 and encodes 636 amino acids.